Molecule: messenger RNA, 3210 nt
Organism: Marmota monax (woodchuck)
Lineage: Eukaryota; Metazoa; Chordata; Mammalia; Rodentia; Sciuridae
Gene: Colgalt1
Product: collagen beta(1-O)galactosyltransferase 1
Exons: 12
Coding region: 16-1905 (629 amino acids)
Molecular function (GO): procollagen galactosyltransferase activity
Source: RefSeq, a predicted model, not a curated record
GCGACGCGUGGCGCGAUGGCGGCGGCCCCACGCGCGUGCCGGCGGCGCGGGCAGCCACUCCCGGGCCUGCGGCCGCCGCUGCUGCUCCUGCUGCUGCUGUUGCUGGCCCCGCCGCCUCCGGGGGGCCCGCCAGGUGUCGCCGCCUACUUUCCCGAGGAGCGCUGGAGCCCGGAGUCGCCGCUGCAGGCGCCGCGGGUGCUCAUCGCGCUGGUGGCGCGAAACGCGGCCCACGCGCUGCCCGCCACCCUGGGCGCCCUUGAGCGGCUGCGGCACCCGCGGGAGCGCACGGCGCUGUGGGUGGCCACGGACCACAAUGCAGACAACACAUCAGCUGUGCUGCGGGAGUGGCUAGUGGCAGUGAAGAGUUUGUACCAUUAUGUGGAGUGGCGGCCGGCGGAGGAGCCCAGGUCCUACCCAGACGAGGAGGGCCCCAAACACUGGUCCGACUCUCGCUAUGAGCACGUCAUGAAGUUGCGCCAGGCUGCCCUGAAAUCGGCUCGGGACAUGUGGGCUGAUUACAUCUUGUUUGUGGACGCAGACAACCUGCUCAUCAACCCCGACACCCUGAGCCUGCUCAUCGCCGAGAACAAGACCGUGGUGGCUCCUAUGCUGGACUCCCGGGCCGCGUACUCCAACUUCUGGUGUGGAAUGACUUCCCAGGGCUACUACAAGCGCACGCCCGCCUACAUCCCCAUCCGCAAGCGCGACCGCAGGGGCUGCUUCGCGGUUCCCAUGGUGCACUCGACCUUCCUGAUCGACCUGCGGAAGGCCGCCUCCCGGAACCUGGCCUUCUACCCGCCCCACCCCGACUACACCUGGUCCUUCGACGACAUCAUCGUCUUCGCCUUCUCCUGCAAGCAGGCAGAGGUGCAGAUGUACGUGUGCAACAAGGAGGUGUACGGCUUCCUGCCCGUGCCGCUGCGCGCGCACAGCACCCUCCAGGACGAGGCCGAGAGCUUCCUGCACGUGCAGCUGGAGGUCAUGGUGAAGCAUCCCCCCGUGGAGCACUCCCGGUUCAUUUCGGCACCUACCAGGACCCCCGACAAGAUGGGCUUUGACGAGGUCUUCAUGAUCAACUUGAAGCGGCGGCAGGACCGGCGGGAGCGCAUGCUGCGGGCGCUGCACGAACAGGAGAUUGAGGCCCGACUGGUGGAGGCCGUGGACGGCAAGGCCAUGAACAGCAGCCAGGUAGAGGCGUUGGGCAUCCAGAUGCUGCCUGGCUACCGGGACCCCUACCACGGGCGGCCCCUCACCAAGGGCGAGCUCGGCUGCUUCCUCAGCCACUACAGCAUCUGGAAGGAGGUCGUGGACCGAGGGCUACAGAAAUCGCUGGUAUUUGAGGAUGACCUGCGUUUUGAGAUCUUCUUCAAGAGGCGCCUGAUGAAUCUCAUGCGGGACGUGGAGCGGGAGGCCCUGGACUGGGACCUCAUCUACGUGGGCCGGAAGCGGAUGCAGGUGGAGCACCCCGAGAAGGCCGUGCCCCGCGUGAGGAACCUGGUGGAGGCCGACUACUCCUACUGGACACUGGCCUAUGUCAUCUCCCUGCAAGGGGCCCGCAAGCUGCUGGCCGCCAGGCCGCUGGCCAAGAUGCUGCCGGUGGACGAGUUCCUGCCCGUCAUGUUUGACAAGCACCCAGUGUCCGAGUACAAAGCCCACUUCUCGCCCCGCGACCUGCGCGCCUUCUCCGUGGAGCCGCUGCUCGUCUACCCCACUCACUACACGGGGGACGACGGCUACGUGAGCGACACGGAGACCUCAGUCGUGUGGAACAACGAGCACGUCAAGACUGACUGGGACCGAGCCAAGUCCCAGAAGAUGCGGGAGCAGCAGGCGCUGAGCCGCGAGGCCAAGAACUCGGACGUGCUUCAGUCCCCGCUGGACAGCACCGCGCGGGACGAGCUGUGAGGGCUGUGCAGGGCACAGCGGGGUCACCUGGGGCCCCGUGGACCACAGAGCUGACCACGGGGUGGCAUCCAGCCAGCUCUUGCUCAGCAGUCCUUGCCACAGGCAGCAUUAAUGGAGUGCCUACUGUAUGCCAGGAACAGGGCUGGGCACAGGGGAAUUGGAUGGGAACCAGACUGUGUCAUCUAUUCAUGUGCCCAACACUUAUUAAGCACCUGCUGUGUACCAGGUUUCUGUGUUAUGGCCAUGAAGGAGGCAUAAUGAUUCCUCUGAUCAGAGAUUGAAUUGAUCAUCAAGCAUUUAUUGAUCAGAUUAAGAAUCAGGUAUUAGUGAUAUAUGUUCACCUUUUAAAUUCAUUCAAAGUAUUUAUUGAGUGCCUACUGUGUGGUGGGCACCAUUCUGGGCUCUGGGAAUACUGAGAUAAAUAAGACGUUCAUUUAUUCAGACACAUGCCAAGCAUCGACCACGUGCCUGGUAUUUGAGACACAAAGGUAAGUUCUUGAUUCAGGGCAUUUAUUGAGCACCCACUGUGUUGGGACUUCAGCAUGGUGCAAGUAAGCGUGGUGCUUCUCUAAUUGGUUUCUUCCCUUCACCUUGGGCACCGCUGUGCACAAAGCACUAAUGACACCACACAGUGUGACAGCUGUUCAGUCAGCAUUUGUCACCACCCACCGUGUGCUGGGCCACACAGCAGUCCUAGGACACAGAGGUGUGUGAGAUAGGUCCUUUCAUUUCCUCCUGAGGUUGCAUCAGGGCUGGGAUCUCACUGUGUAUCUGUCCUUCAUUUCCUCAUGCAGCAAGCAUUUAUUGAGCACCUACUGUGUGCCAGGCCUCGUGGACUCCCAGCUGGAUUGAAGCAUGCUUGGUUCCCCCCCGGCCCAGGAGGGAGGUAGCUCUUCCCCCACCAGCUGUAACCUCUGGGUCCCAGUGGCCACAUGGCUACUUUUGAGCCCCCCUGGAGGGGGCUCAGGAGGCAGAUGGGGGCUGGGCCUCCCUCCUGCCCAGCCCUCCUGUCUGUCCGCUUGGCGCCUGCCGUGGAGUCUCGCUCUGUCUGCUCCCUCAGCUGCCUGUCUCCACGCCUCCGUGGGAGGAGCGUGUGUUCGGGGCCUGGUGGGCGCAGCCCAUAGGGUGCUGCCCUUGGCCUGGGCUGUGUUCCCAGCAGGGCCGCGGGGUUGCUGUGCCUUCCCGCCAAGUCCACCCUCAGGGCCGGAGCGUCGCCUCGUCCUCCUGGGGCAGCCCUGCUCGCGGGUGGGUCUCGGGUAAUUUGCUUAUUUUUGUAUUAAAUGGUCCUGGUUGGUUUCCACCGAA